AUGGCCGACACGAACCGCGCGGACCUGGCAAACCUCUUUGCCUACCUCGCGAUGGGCCCGACGAGGGGACGGGCCACACCGCCCCCGCCCCAUACCACGCAACGGAAACCCAAACCGGCGCCCGCGCCGCACCGCGACUCGGGGUUCUUCGAGGACGCGUCCGCCUCUUCACUGUGCGUCCAGGAGAAGAUACAAGCAGGAACACAUCCCGAGGAACACACCCGCACGAACACCGAGGAGGAAGGGCAGGGGGAGAGGGUCGUUGAAGGGGAGAGGGAUAGCGAGCUCCCGCACCCGCGCGCCGUCGUCGGGCAAGCCGCCGCGUUCCCCUUCACCUUCGCGACCCCGCCGCGGCGCGCGGAGCUGCGCGCGUGGACGCGCGGCGUGCAGGCCGUGCUCGAGGACAGCCGCGCGCGCUUCCGCCCGCUGCCGGAGGAGACGCGCCCGCGCAAGUGGCUGAUGCAGUCUGCGCGGAAGCGGCGGCUCGCGGCGGGGGACGUGGGUAGGGAGAAAGGGGGGGAAGAGGGAGGGGGGGAGGAGGGGGGAGACGUGGUGGAGGGGACGGGGUGCGCGGUGGUGGGGUAUGUGGGGGUAAGGAAGCGGCGGUGUGUGGUGCCGAGGGCGAGGCGGAGCGUGCUGGAUGUGCGCGCGGUCACACAUACGCCCCCACCCGCGCCUGAAGCGAAAGAUGAGAAGCGCGGGGAGGAGGAGGGCUUCGCGCGUGAGAUGGAGAGCGACGACGGCGCGGACACGGGGGAGGGCGACGGGCUGCGGACGGGGGACUCGGAGCGCAGCUUUGACGAGAGCUUCCUGGAGUAUCUGGAGGGCGCGCCGGGCGUGUGGUGUGCGUAGCACCCGGAGUACGUGUGUGGAGACUGAACAGGGGGACUCCAAGUCAUCGAUGGUUUCAACUUGCAAGCACGGUCAGUCGAUCUAGUCAGGGAAUAGCGAUGCGAGGAGGCGUGCUUACCGCGGUCCUGGCAGUCCGCCG
Gloeophyllum trabeum ATCC 11539 is the source of this 991-nucleotide messenger RNA. RefSeq lists its product as uncharacterized. The record is from RefSeq and is a predicted model, not a curated record. The transcript has a single exon. Bases 1 to 852 code for a protein of 283 amino acids. NCBI's taxonomy places the organism in Eukaryota, Fungi, Basidiomycota, Agaricomycetes, Gloeophyllales, Gloeophyllaceae.